AUGCACCGCUUGCUCGCUAGCACGGUUGCCAGCCUGGCAGGCCUGGCAGCGGCUUUUUCACGACAGGAAAUGCUCCUCGCCAUCAACGACGACAUGCAGUACAACGUGGCGCAGUGGGAACGCUUUGUGAUCGAAAACGAAGACGACGAGCUGGUGCAGAUGUUCGUUGCGUACGAGGACAAAAACGUGCUGAAGGCCAACCAGCUCAGCUCCGCGUACGCCGCAUACUCGUACGUGUUCACAAAAGUGCCCUUCGCGAGCCGUCUCUCCGAGGAGGCCGCCUUCAUCCACACCAACACCAACUCGAAUUCCAAAGUCCAGGACCCGAGCGCUUACGUAAGCAUCAUCACGAAGGACCACUCGACCCAGGAGCUCGUCUACACGGACAGGGUGACACCGGACGUGACGUUUUUGACGGUUGCGUCGACCGGCAGCGGUUUUGACGCCAAGUCUGUUGCGUCGGACGUCUGGAAGGCCUACAGCACGUACUAUACGGAAUAUUCAGAUUUUAGCGGAUUCUAUGCAGCCAUGAGCAACAGCUUCACUGUUGCGUCGUCGACUGCGGUGUCGACGGCCGCCGAUAGCGGCACCACAGGCGCGGCAGCCCGUCUUACGGGUAUGGGGCCCCAUUUUGGGCUGGGUCUGGUUUUUCUGGCGCUCAUAUAG
Molecule: messenger RNA, 666 nt
Organism: Ogataea parapolymorpha DL-1
Lineage: Eukaryota; Fungi; Ascomycota; Pichiomycetes; Pichiales; Pichiaceae
Exons: 1
Coding region: 1-666 (221 amino acids)
Source: RefSeq, a predicted model, not a curated record